AUGUCACAAACCUCAAGACCAAAAGCCUAUGAACUUCCUUGCAUAUUUAAUAGACUAGUUAGUCGUUAUGAUAAAAUCGGUCUAAGUGCUUGCAAAACAUCUGCGUCACAAACCUGGAGGCAUGCUAAUAGUCAAGCAGCAGCUAGGCGGCUCCCAUUAUUUCAGGCUUUUAUGCCUGAACUCACAGAUCUUCAAUCUAGUUUAAAGCUUGAAAGAACUGAAGAUCCAUUGAGAAGUCAAGCAAAUAGCGAAGAUGUAGAUAAUUUUGCUAACAUAAUUACAGAAUUAUUAGUGCAAAUAGAAACUAAAAAUGUGAAAAUAGUUGAGUUGAAAAAAAGAAUAGGCAAAUAUUGCGAGGAGAUAAUUAAAUUAGAGGAUCUAUACCAAAAACAAUGUAAAGUGAAUGAAGAACUUGUUAAACAGUGGAAUUCUCGACAUAGCGACCGGGAUAAACAUAUACAAGAAGUCAUUAAUAUCGUACAGCUUGAAAGAGAAUAUUUAUAUAAAGAUAUUGA
Messenger RNA from Dentiscutata erythropus, 515 nucleotides. The record is from the annotation of a GenBank genome assembly. NCBI's taxonomy places the organism in Eukaryota, Fungi, Glomeromycota, Glomeromycetes, Diversisporales, Gigasporaceae.